CCCAAGAUGGCGGAGGCGGCGCCGCCCGCGGAGCAGGAGCUGACCCGGCGCCUCCGCCGCCUCUACCCGGCGGUCAACCAGGACGAGACGCCGCUGCCGCGCUCCUGGAGCCCCAAGGACAAGUACAACUACAUCGGCCUCUCGCAGGGCAACCUGCGCGUCCACUACAAAGGUCAUGGUAAAAACCACAAGGAUGCAGCCUCAGUGAGGGCCACACACCCCAUCCCUGCAGCCUGUGGCAUUUAUUACUUCGAGGUGAAGAUUGUCAGUAAAGGUAGAGAUGGGUACAUGGGAAUAGGACUUUCAGCUCAAGGAGUCAACAUGAACAGGCUUCCUGGAUGGGACAAACAUUCCUAUGGGUAUCACGGUGACGACGGGCACUCCUUCUGCUCCUCGGGGACAGGCCAGCCCUAUGGUCCCACCUUCACCACUGGAGAUGUCAUCGGCUGCUGCGUCAACCUGAUCAACAACACCUGCUUCUACACAAAGAACGGCCACAGUUUGGGUAUAGCCUUUACAGACCUCCCUUCAAACCUCUACCCUACAGUGGGUCUCCAGACUCCAGGAGAGAUCGUGGAUGCCAACUUUGGGCAGCAGCCAUUUGUGUUUGACAUUGAGGACUACAUGAGGGAGUGGAGGGCGAAGAUCCAGAGCACCAUCAAGCGGUUCCCCAUCGGAGACAGACUAGGCGAGUGGCAAGCCAUGCUGCAGAACAUGGUUUCAUCCUAUCUGGUCCACCAUGGGUACUGUUCAACAGCAACUGCCUUUGCCAGAGUCACAGAUACCACAAUCCAGGAAGAACAGACCUCAAUAAAGAACAGACAAAGAAUACAGAAGCUAGUAUUAGCAGGCAGAGUGGGAGAGGCUAUAGAAGCCACCCAGCAGCUCUACCCUGGCCUCCUAGAACAUAACCCCAACCUGCUCUUCAUGUUAAAGUGUCGGCAGUUCGUGGAGAUGGUGAACGGCACGGACAGCGAGGUGCGUUGUUUCGGUGCCCGCAGCCCCAGGUCCCAGGACAGUUACCCCGGCUCCCCCAGCUUGAGUCCUAGACAUGGAUCAAGCAACUCACACGUCCAUAGUACCGGAGCAGAUAGUCCAACUUGUAGCAAUGGAGUCAUGUCCACAAAAAGCAAACAGAGUCACAGUAAAUACCCAACACUGAGUUCAUCAUCUUCAUCUUCCUCCUCCUCCUCCCCCUCCUCGGUGAACUACUCUGAGUCCAAUUCUACAGAUUCUACCAAAUCUCAGCAGCACAGUAGUACGAGUAACCAAGAAACCAGUGACAGUGAGAUGGAGAUGGAGGCUGAGCACUACCCCAAUGGAGUCCUGGAGAAUUCAUCCACCAGGAUCAUGAAUGGCACCUACAAACACGAAGAGAUCCUGCAGACAGAUGAAUCCAGCAUGGAAGACAGCUGUCCCCAGAGGCAGCUCUGUGGGGGGAACCACGCGGCCACGGAGAGGAUGAUCCAGUUUGGACGGGAGCUGCAGAUGCUGAGCGAGCAGCUCUGCCGGGAGUACGGGAAGAACACGGUGCACAAAAAGAUGCUUCAGGAUGCAUUUAGCUUGUUAGCUUACUCAGACCCUUGGAACUGCCCCGUCGGUCAGCAGCUGGACCCCAUCCAGAGGGAACCUGUGUGUGCUGCUCUUAAUAGUGCUAUUUUGGAAUCUCAGAACCUGCCAAAACAGCCCCCGUUGAUGCUUGCCCUGGGCCAGGCCUCGGAGUGUCUGCGGCUCAUGGCUCGUGUGGGCUUGGGCUCCUGCUCCUUUGCCAGAGUAGACGACUAUUUGCACUGACCACCAGAGCCGGACGGAGCUGACGUCCUCCAGUGCUGCCCUUCGCCCUCCGACGCUGCCACCCUGCACCACCACCUCAUCCAUAGCCUGACCUCCCUGCCACCACCACCCCCUCCAGCACACACACACACACACACAGGCUGCCUGGGCAAGGACGUUGGCUGUUCCUGACUCCAGGAACCACGGGCAGAUCUUCCCUGUCUCCUGCCACGGCUCCAGCGACACUCGCCGUUCCCGCUGGUCCUUCCCAUGUAGCGCCUUUGAUGUAGGGAUUUCUCUUGGCUUUGAUUUGAGUUGUUUCUCAUGGAUCCACCAGUAUUUGAGCUGGAGAGUUUUGCUGAGCUGGUUUCUGCUGAUUUACUUGAGGAAGCUCAUCAAGUUGGUGACAUCUUCUUCUUUUCUUCCCUCCUCCCUCCAUCGUGCACAUGCAGCGUCAUCUUCUGUGCUGGCUCCUUGAACUCUUCUCGCAGUGGCAGCUCAGAGGGAUUUUUUUUUUUUAAAUUUAUUUUAUUUGAAUCCUGUUUAUUAAAAAGGUCUCUUCCACCUCCACAAA
Molecule: messenger RNA, 2347 nt
Organism: Apus apus (common swift)
Lineage: Eukaryota; Metazoa; Chordata; Aves; Apodiformes; Apodidae
Gene: RANBP10
Product: RAN binding protein 10
Exons: 14
Coding region: 7-1794 (595 amino acids)
Biological process (GO): cell surface receptor signaling pathway; cytoskeleton organization
Cellular component (GO): cytoplasm
Molecular function (GO): protein binding
Source: RefSeq, a predicted model, not a curated record